This is a messenger RNA of Silurus meridionalis, 2654 nucleotides long. It is a transcript of the gene acadvl, whose product is annotated as acyl-CoA dehydrogenase very long chain. Lineage: Eukaryota; Metazoa; Chordata; Actinopteri; Siluriformes; Siluridae. Gene Ontology annotation, molecular function: fatty-acyl-CoA binding; very-long-chain fatty acyl-CoA dehydrogenase activity; flavin adenine dinucleotide binding. The transcript has 22 exons. The coding region runs from base 64 to 2187 and encodes 707 amino acids. The record is from RefSeq and is a predicted model, not a curated record.
CCCGCCCACUGAUAUAAAUACACUUCCGGUAGGUAAACUCCAUCAGUAUUUGUUUUCCCUGGUAUGAGAAGGACACUUUCUUCCCCUACAUUAAUCAUACUGCAGUCUCUCUUCAAGGACGAACCAGGAGAAAUCAGAUCAGACCGGCGGCUCGCUCACCUUUUCCGGUCCAAGUUGUCAUUUGCUAGCUCACUGAGGCUAAUCAUGCUGGUACGUAAAGUCACUCAGAAUGCGGCGCUGUGUAAUGCUGUGCUUCGUCUACCACCGUCCAUGUCAGGGGUCCAGCGCCGAGCAGGAGCUGUUUUAACUGUGCAAACUCUGCGUCCUUAUGUGAGCCAAAGUGCUGAGGCGGUUUUGGAGAAGUCAGCAGCCGGCAGCGAUGUGGCCUCCAAGGCUGAACGAGUGGACAAAAAAGCUGCCAGUGUGGAGUCCAAAUCAUUUGCCGUGAACAUGUUUAAAGGGCAGAUCAGUACCUCACAGGUCUUUCCCUUUCCGACAGUGCUGAAUGAGGAGCAGUCCGAGUUUCUCAGGGAGAUAGUGGGACCUUGUACAAAGUUUUUUAAUGAUGUAAAUGACCCUGCUUUAAAUGAUCAACUGGAGAAGGUAGAGGAUCAAACUUUGGAAGGGCUGAAGCAGAUGGGAGCUUUCGGCCUGCAGGUGCCUGCUGAUCUGGGUGGUGUGGGCCUCAACAACACGCAGUAUGCCAGGUUGGUGGAAAUUGUGGGCAUGCAUGACCUGGGCGUUGGUAUCACUCUCGGCGCGCACCAGUCCAUCGGCUUUAAGGGCAUUCUCCUAUACGGCAACAAGCAGCAGAAAGAGAAAUAUCUUCCCAAGCUGGCCUCAGGUGAAACAAUGGCUGCAUUCUGUCUGACUGAACCAUCUAGUGGCUCAGAUGCUGCGUCUAUCAGGUCUAUUGCUGUGCCCUCACCCUGUGGAAAGUACUUCACCCUCAAUGGAAGCAAAAUUUGGAUCAGUAACGGAGGCCUGGCUGAGAUCUUUACCGUGUUCGCAAAGACUCCAAUGAAAGACGAGAAAACCGGAGAAGUGAAGGACAAAAUCACUGCUUUAAUUGUUGAAAGAAGCUUUGGAGGAGUCACACAUGGCCCCCCAGAAAAGAAGAUGGGCAUCAAGGCCUCAAACACAGCAGAGGUGUUCUUUGAGAAUGUGCGUGUUCCAGCCGAGUGUGUACUGGGGGAAGUUGGAGGUGGAUUUAAGGUGGCCAUGAAUAUCUUGAACAACGGGCGCUUUGGCAUGGCUGCAGCACUCUCCGGAACCAUGAAAGGUGUUCUUGCCAAAGCGGUGGAUCAUGCUGCCAAUAGGACACAGUUUGGUAACAAAAUCCAUAACUACGGAGUCAUACAGGAGAAAAUGGCCAGAAUGGCUAUGAUGCAAUAUGUUACAGAGUCCAUGGCCUACAUGGUCAGUGGGAACAUGGACAGUGGAGCAACUGAUUUCCAGAUUGAGGCUGCCAUCAGUAAAAUCUUUGCCUCUGAAGCAGCAUGGACCGUGACUGAUGAGUGUAUUCAGAUUAUGGGUGGAAUGGGUUUUAUGAAGGACGCUGGUGUCGAGAGGGUCUUGCGAGACUUGCGCAUCUUCCGUAUCUUCGAGGGUACCAACGACAUUCUGCGACUCUUCGUGGCGCUCAAUGGCUUCCAGAAUGCAGGGAAUCAGUUGAAGAACUUACAAAAAGCCCUGAAAAGUCCAUUCAGCAAUGCCAGUUUGUUGGCUGGGGAGAUCACUAAACGUGCCAAAAGGAAAGCUGGCAUGGGUACAGGCCUCACGCUACAGGGAAGUGUUCAUCCAGAACUGUCUCACAGUGGUGCUCUGGCGGUUAAAGCCAUUGAGCAGUUUGGAGAGGUGAUUGAAGAACUGCUUCUAAAACAUGGCAAGCGGAUCAUUGAUGAGCAGUUUGUGCUGAAAAGAGUUGCAGACUGUGCAAUUGACUUGUAUGCAAUGAUUGUCGUACUGUCAAGGGCCUCCAGGUCUUUGAGCCAGGGUCAUUCAUCUGCUGAGCAUGAGAAGAUGCUAUGUGAAACCUGGUGUACUGAGGCUUAUGAGAGAAUCAUGCAGGACAUAAAGUUCCUGAAAUCUGGCACAUCCAAGCAGACCUUCAAGAACCUGCGUGCCAUUUCUGCAGCUGUGGUGGAGAAUGGAGGCGUGGUUUCUCCUCAUCCCUUGGGCUUUUAAAAAUCUCUUUCUCUUACUGCAAUCAGCCAUAAUCCAACAUUUUCUUAGGAAUUGAUGUUUCAUGUUCCAUAUGACUUUUCAGAUCAUUUUGCUCUGCCACACUGGCGGCUAAAGGGAAUUUUUGUACCGUUAUAAGACUCGCUCUAUUAUUAGUCUGUAACAUUAAUAUAAAAUUAACGGAUUAAUGCACGUAGAUUUCAAAGCAGGUAGUGUUUUGGAGUUUGUAUCUGGUGGGUAUAAUAAAUAGGAUCUUCACAAAAAAAAAAAAUCUGAAAUGAAGCCCACAUGUGGCCUUGUUUUGUUAAUUUAUUGUACUGAAGGGAUUUUAACUGAAAAACUGUUUUGUUGUUCGGUUAUAUGUUAAGCUAAUUUUGGCUUUGUUCAACAUUGUUUUGCCAUCAUCAAUACACCCUGUAUAUAAGGCUUUAUAUUUUUAUAUAAACUUUCAGCCUGCCUCAUGUUUUAAA